AUUACAACGCUCACAAAGGCUACAAGUGGAACACGUCGUUGGUGCCGAUAGUUUUAAAUCCAACCUCUAUGUGUGCUGUGGUAUCAACGGUUUACCUGACUAAAUUCUUUCAGUCAUUAGCUGUAUACACCGUUAAAACUGGAAUCCAGAAUUUUUCUGUUUAGUAAUUAAUGUAUUAUUCUAACCUUAGUGGACUGAAAUAGUGACUUGAUCCUAAACAGACUGUGCAAAUUUAAACCCUACAAGUAGUUGAACGCGCCGUUUGGCAGAUGUUAUGAAUUCAAUUUUUUAUCUCGCUUGAUGUCAACCAUUAGCGGACAUGAUUACUUUGGAAUAAUACAUAUUUUAAGGUAACUUGGUAGAAUGGAAGCAACUACCGUAGCUGCAUCGACGCUGCCUUCGAGAGCAAAAUUUCUGGCCUGCGCCCCACCUCCGACGGGUUCGCCUCCAACGGUACCCGCGAGAUCCGUUGCAUCGGGAUCUCUUGUGGUGCGCCACCAUUCUAACAGUUUCUCGGAAGAGCCCGGCCACCAGCAGAAGAAUCACGUGGUGAAGAUCCUGAUCAACCCCAAGAGCGCCACGGACCGGAGCGACGCGGUCUCCCAGAAUGGCGACGCCGUCGCCGUCAGGGACAGACAGACGGACAGUGUUGUUUGUGAUGUGGCGCCGUGUGUUCGGAUCAGCGUGAACUCUGACUCGGAAAUGAUCGAGAACCACACCAUGUCCGAGACGUCCGGUUCUUUCUUCUGUUUCGGGACUUACAGUUGUGGGGUGAAGUCCAGCGGGCAGAUCUCGCCGUUCAGCGACACCCCGGACUCGGGCACCUGCAGCGACCUAGACGGGGCGCCUCCCUCGCUCCCCAAGAAGAAGGGCGACGGCAUCUCCAUCACCCUCAUAGAGUCGCACAAGAGGGCGCCAAGUUCCAGCAGCGGAGCUGAGGUCGACAGCGACGACGAUGAGAGCAACAUCAGCUGCGACUCCCUCAACAGCGGCAAAAUAUCCCCAGUGAACAUCCGGACCGUCGUUUCCUCCGAAUCAGACAAGUCCUCAUAUUUACCUCAAAUGUUGCUUCAGGACAUCAGGCAGAGAAAUAAGAAACUCUCUCCCGCUGAACCUCCGCCGGUAAUCAUCGAGAAAUCCUACGAGGAACGAAAGAAAGAAGAGAGGGAGGAGAAAAUAGAAAAGAAGUUUACUGCUGACAUGUUCUAUAAUUUUCACAUAAACGAACACGUGAUUAACGUUAAGCCUCAGACCGUGGUGGAGGACGAGACGUUCGCUGGGUAUAAGGACAUGCUUAAUGGCGGUGCUGCUACCAUACGUAGUGCCAAGGGGACGGUGAGGGGUGUUAAGAACAGGGUUCGCGCUGGGAUUGCCACGUUUCUUCAAAUUCACAGUACUGGAAAGAACUACAAAGAAAAAGAGGCUGGGAAAGUGGUCGUGUACACGACGACAAUGGGCAUAGUCCGAGAGACGUACCAGGCCUGCAUGAAAGUGAAGCAGAUCCUGCGGACUCUUCUGGUGAAAUACGAGGAGAGGGAUGUGUUCAUGAGCUCGGAGUACCAGGCGGAGAUCCAGGAGCGCAUGCAAUGCAAAGACAUUUUGGUGCCGCAGAUGUUCGUCGACGGUCAACACAUCGGGGAUGCUGAAACAAUAGAAAGAUUGAAUGAAACCGGGGAAUUAAGAAGAAUAUUAAAACCUUUUAAGAGUAUGGACGUUUGUACGACCUGCAAAGUCUGCGGAGGCUUCAGACUUCUGCCGUGCCAGAUUUGUAACGGAAGCAAGAAAUCGGUGCAUAGAAACCACUUCACAGCGGAAUUCGUUGCCUUAAAAUGUAUGAACUGUGAUGAAGUCGGACUAGUACGCUGCACCUCCUGUUCAUAAACUAGGACGAUUGUUUUUAAUUUUGUAUUUCGUUUUUGGCAACACUACUGCUUUGCAACCUGGCGUCUAACUUCAGAUUCUACUUGGGUUGGUAUUUUAUGGGAAAAACUGCUUUUAUAAGUUAAUUUGACCCAAACUUUGCUUGGGAAU
This is a messenger RNA of Anoplophora glabripennis (Asian longhorned beetle), 2031 nucleotides long. RefSeq names its product glutaredoxin domain-containing cysteine-rich protein CG31559-like. The transcript is spliced from 6 exons. NCBI's taxonomy places the organism in Eukaryota, Metazoa, Arthropoda, Insecta, Coleoptera, Cerambycidae. The coding region runs from base 364 to 1881 and encodes 505 amino acids. Gene Ontology annotation, biological process: sensory perception of sound. The record is from RefSeq and is a predicted model, not a curated record.